AUGUUGUCAUUAUUUAUCAAACAAAUAUGUCAAAAUAUUCGUUUAAAUCCUUCUAAUUCGAUUGUUUAUAUUCAAAAAUGUUUUAUAAGUCGAUUUUUAAUAGUUGACGAUGUACCUGAAGUUGAAAUAGAUAAUUCGGGUGAAUUUAAAUAUAUACAAGUUAGAGUGACAGAUAAAAAUAAUAAUAAUCAAUUGAAAUAUAUUGUAAGAGGAGAUGCCGGUUCAAAAUAUCAUGAUGAUAUUUUUAAAAAAUUAAAAGAAAAAAUUGAUGUCAAUAAUAUUUCAGUGGAAUGUAUUGGUGGUGGAAAAAUGAUUGUUGAUUCUACUAAAAAACAGAUAAAUGUAUUUGGAAAGUCUGAUGGUUUUGGUAAAGCUGAUCAUCAUAAAACGAUUGAAAUAUUGAAAAAGAAAUAUUCAAAUUGGUCAAUUGAGAUUGGCCAAAAUGAUAAAUAG
Molecule: messenger RNA, 453 nt
Organism: Didymodactylos carnosus
Lineage: Eukaryota; Metazoa; Rotifera; Eurotatoria; Philodinida; Philodinidae
Source: the annotation of a GenBank genome assembly